Messenger RNA from Apaloderma vittatum (bar-tailed trogon), 561 nucleotides. Its product is annotated as selenoprotein Pb-like. Gene Ontology annotation, molecular function: selenium binding. The annotation marks the transcript as partial. Lineage: Eukaryota; Metazoa; Chordata; Aves; Trogoniformes; Trogonidae. The transcript is spliced from 3 exons. Gene Ontology annotation, biological process: selenium compound metabolic process. The record is from RefSeq and is a predicted model, not a curated record. Gene Ontology annotation, cellular component: extracellular region.
GGCACGGUCGAUGUCCACUACAUGAUUGUCAAUGAGAAGGCGCCGCUUUCCCGUGCCAUGUUCGGGGAGCUGGAGCGCCAUGCCCCGCCGGGUGUCCCCGUCUUCCAGCCAGAGCAAGAAGAUCCCGAUGUCUGGCAGGUCCUGGGAGGUGACAAGGAUGAUUUCCUCAUCUACGACCGGUGUGGCCGCCUGGCUUUCCACAUCCUCUUGCCCUACAGCUUCCUCCACUUCCCCUACGUGGAGUCAGCCAUCCGCUUCACCCACAGCAAGGACUUCUGUGGCAACUGCUCACUUUACCCCAACACUACUCAGGAGGUUAACAGUACCAUGGAGGUCCCUGUGACCCUGACCCCACUACCUGAAGGAGAGGUGAAGGAGUCAGAGACCCUCAUUCACCAGCACAACCCUCUCCAUCCUCCCCACCUUCAUGAGGUCAGCAGCGAAAGAGCCGCAGACCUGACCGGGGACUCCAAACCAGUUUCCCAUAAUCACAACCACCACGGAGACCAUGGCCAGCCCCAUCCCGUGGGGAAGAAGCGGAAGGAAAGAAAUGAGCACUAA